Molecule: messenger RNA, 1085 nt
Organism: Vidua macroura (Pin-tailed whydah)
Lineage: Eukaryota; Metazoa; Chordata; Aves; Passeriformes; Viduidae
Product: histone H3.3A
Exons: 4
Coding region: 157-567 (136 amino acids)
Cellular component (GO): nucleosome
Molecular function (GO): structural constituent of chromatin; DNA binding; protein heterodimerization activity
Source: RefSeq, a predicted model, not a curated record
AUUGUGCUCCGAGCCGCCGCCAGCGCCAGCCGCAGCAGCUCCGGCUCCUCCUGCGCCCGCCCGCCUGCCCGCCCUCCAUCCCUCCCUCCCUCCCUCCCGCACGGCAGCCGCGCUCGCCCAGCGGACGGGGUGUAAGGCAGCGACGUCGGCAGGAGCAUGGCCCGUACCAAGCAGACCGCCCGCAAGUCCACCGGUGGCAAGGCGCCCCGCAAGCAGCUCGCCACCAAAGCCGCCCGCAAGAGCGCGCCCUCCACUGGCGGGGUGAAGAAGCCGCACCGCUACAGGCCGGGUACUGUGGCUCUGCGUGAAAUCAGGCGCUAUCAAAAGUCCACCGAACUUUUGAUCCGCAAACUUCCCUUCCAGCGUCUGGUGCGUGAAAUUGCUCAGGACUUCAAGACAGAUCUGCGCUUCCAGAGCGCUGCCAUCGGUGCUUUGCAGGAGGCAAGUGAAGCCUACUUGGUUGGCCUGUUUGAAGACACCAACCUGUGUGCUAUCCAUGCCAAACGUGUCACAAUCAUGCCAAAAGAUAUCCAGCUAGCACGCCGCAUACGUGGGGAGCGUGCCUAAAACCUCACCACGAUGGGUUUGUCAUUCUCGAAGCAAAAUCUUCUUCCUGUUAUUGGUAGUAAUGAACGUUAGAUAUUUUUUCCAUGGGGUUAAAAGGUACCUUAAGUAUAUGGUUGCAAGUGGAAAAAUAGGGGACAGAAUUGGGUAUUGGCAAGUUUUCUUUCCAUUUUCAUUUGUGUGUGGAUUUUUAAUAUAAACAAGGGGACAUAAAAACAAACAAUGUGGUCAAAAAAUAAAAACAUGAAUUGUUGAAACUUGUUCACCAAAACAACUUUAUAAAAAAAAUAAAUAAACCUGACAAAUUUUUCUGGACAAUGCCAGCAUUUGGAUUUUUUUAAACAAGUAAAUUUCUUAUCAAUGGUAACUAAAUGGUGUUUGUAGCAUUUUUAUCAUACAGUAGAUUCCAUCCACUCACUAUACUUUUCUAACUGAGUUGUCCUACAUGCAAGUACAUGUUUUUAAUGUUGUCUGUCUUCUGUGCUGUUCCUGUAAGUUUGCUAUUAAAAUACAUUAAAUGA